UUCAAGUCGCUUAUAAUUAUAUCUGGUUAUGAUAGUGAUACGGUAUUAACGUUAGAGAUUUAUUUUGUUUGAACUUUAGAAGAAUGGCUCGUUUUGAAUUUGUCUUGCCUCUAAACUUUGAAGACUUGAGAACAUCUCAGAACACUCGUCAUUAUGUUGUAGAUGAAGUGGUUUAUGUACGGGACAUUUCUGGCAGAUUGCAAGAUUGCGAACAAAUGUUACGUACUGAUGGAGCAGAAAGUAUUUUAGAAACUUUUAACACAUUCUAUAGUGUUAUUUAUCAUUUUAAUAAAUUAGAACCAGAGGUUAGACAAGAAUCAUUGGAGAUGAUUAUGACAGCUUCUAUUAAACUGUGUGGACAACAGUCAAUGAUUUUAGAAGAUAUUGAACAGUUGGACUAUGAGACUCGAACAAAACAACUAAACUUGCUGAAAAUGACCUGUUACCUUUUGUGUCAAUUUAUUGAAACAUUUGAAACAGAAAGUUUGAAACCAACUACACAAACAGUAGUGACAGGAAAGAGAAAGCACAUGAAAAAGAAAACUAACCAAGGUUGGGACUGGGAAGUUGAAAAAGAAAAAUGCCUCCAAACUCUCUUCCACCUUUAUGAGCUUCCUCUUCAGAGACUGUGGGAUCCUCCUGUUGUGGAGGAGGAAUUUGUUAAUUUAGUGACUGGCUGCUGCUACAAGCUUCUUGAAAAUCCUCUUAUUACUCGUUGCAAAACCACUAAAGAUGUCAUAUUUCAUCUUCUGGGAGUAUCUUUGAAAAAAUAUGGACAUGGUCUUGCUUGCAGCUUAAAGACCAUUCAGCUUCUUCAACAUUUUGAACACUUAGCUUCACCCUUUGCUCAAGCGAUUGAAGUUUUUGUAAAUAGUUAUGGUGUAAAGAACAUAAUGAAUGAGAUAAUAAGAGAGAUUGGGAGAAUGGACAUGAAUGAUCUAGCUCGUGACAGUGCAGGUACACGAGCUCUGUCACAAUUUCUUGUGGAGGUGGUGGUGAAAGUUCCUUCUGUUGUUUUACCUUCUAUUAGCCUGCUCUUAGCUUACCUGGAUGGUGAGGCUUACACUAUGCGAAACUGUGUACUUAAUAUCCUUGGUGAGAUCAUCUUGAAAGUCUUGAGUCGAGAUGAUCUAGACAGCAAAUCAAAAGACUUAAGAGAUCAGCUUUUAGACAAACUUGAGGAUCACAUUUACGAUGUUAAUGCAUUUGUUCGAAGUAAGGUUCUUCAGGUUUGGCACCAGUUGUGUACUGAAAAAGCUGUCCCACUCCCUCGACAAGAUAACCUCCUUCAUUUGAUCACAGGACGAUUACAUGACAAGGCCAGUAGUGUCAGAAAGUAUGCUAUUCAAUUUUUGACAGCUUUUCUUCAAGGGAAUCCUUUUGCUGCCAAGCUUACAUUGGAGGAACUACAAGCUAAUUAUGAGAAGGAAGCAGAGAAAUUAAAGAUGAUGAUGCCAGAUGAACCUGUGGAAGAAACAGAUAUAGGAGGUGAUUUAGAUAGUAAAUGGGAAGGUAUGUCCCAAGACUUACUGGCAGUAAUUCAAGAGACAAAUGAAACGAAUAAUGAAGAAGAUACCGAUGAGGAUGGAGAAACUGAUGACAGUGUUUUAAUAUCUCAGGUAUUUACAAAGAUACGUCAGCUGCUAGAUGAUGGCCAUUAUCGAAAAGCUGUCUGUACUACUAGGCAGGCAAUGAAGUUAUUUCCUGACCAUCAGCUGUUCCUUUCUGUCCAGUCUCAAGAAUCGGAAGAACCAUUAAAAUCUACACUCUCAGAUUCAAAAGAGGAAGAUACCAAAGAUAAAGAUGUCCCAGAUAUUUUUAAAAUUCUUCAGUCUCUGUAUCUUGGUUCAGGUAACCAAAGUGACAACCAGUUGCCUCAUUUGGAAAUGGAAGAUAAAGUAGUUUCUGAAGUUGCUAUGGAAACUGAACAUUCAUUGGGUGACAGUGGAAACACAGAACAUAAUGUUGUGAAUGAGGUCACCAAGCAACAAAUAUUAGUGCAGUAUCUGAAGGACUCUGUACAAUUUGCUCAGAAGAUUCAAGUAGCACUGCCUGUAGUAUGUCAGUUACUUGGCUCGAGGACAGUCUCUGAUGUACUAGAAGCCAUUGAUUUUUUUGUCACAGCCUUUGAGUUUGGAGUACGGGAUGCAAUGUCUGGAAUCCAGCGUAUGCUGCUGCUAGUAUGGUCGAAAGAAACUGCUGUUAAAGAUGCCGUUGUUAGUGCAUACAGAAGGCUUUACUUGUGUCCCGAAGGUGGAAAUACCAGGGCUAAGGCAGUGGCUGUUGUUCAAAACCUUACGGCCUUAGUUCAAACAUGUAACUUAGGUGAAAGGACUUCCCUUGAACAUUUGCUGGAAGAGUUCAUGAAGUCUGGGGACCUGAGCUCAACGGUUAUCCAGGUUCUUUGGGAACGGUUCUCUAAAAGAGGGCCUAGUGUUACUUCACACGACAGCCAUGCUGCUUUAGUGUUGCUCGGAAUGGCUGCUGGUGCUGAAGUUGAAAUAGUGCGAUCAAACAUUGAUAUCCUAGUAUCUGUGGGUCUAGAUCCUGAGGCAGGGGGUGACUUUCAAAUAGUGCGAGACACAUGUGCCACACUGUUGAAACUGACAGGAAAUACCAAGCCAAGUGUAGAAGCCAAAAAUCCUCCUUUAAAAUUUCCUAAAGACCAUGAAAUUUUUGUCAAGUUGAGUGACAUUCUUGUUCGAGGUUUACUAAAAUUGGAUGAUACGAGUUAUGUUCCAAUGGUUGAGCAGGCAGUAAAUGCCAUCUAUAAACUUGGAGAACAUCCUGACCUAAUCUGUGGAGAUAUACUAAAACAACUUAACCAGGUCCUGCUAAACAAUCCUGAUACAGCUCUGAAAGAAUCUGGAGAUGCUGGUGAGCAGACUUCAAAACUGAGACUUGAGAGUGCUGUACUGGCAAGGUUCCUAUCAUUCGCUGGCCAUGUAGCCCUUCAGCAUCUGGUUUAUCUUGAUGUUAGUGUUUUUACCGAAAUAAAACGUAGACAGUUUGUACAAGAACAGAAGAAUGAAAGUCUGAUAAAGAGGAAGAAAAGACAAUCAGCAUCUAGUGUUUCAGAACAUUCAAAACUUAAGGAUCAAGCAUUGUCAGGAGAGAUUGAGGAAGAACUGGGGUUAACUGGAGCAGUGGCUGAUGAUACAGAAGCUGAAUAUGUUUGCCAAGUUUGUGACAAAGAAAUUGUCACAGGUGAUAAUCUACUUGGACUCGUCAGGCCUUUGAUAGUUGCAGUGUGCAGUGAUCCCGUUAAAUAUAAAAAUCCACGUCUUCGUGCUGCAGCUGCUUUAGUUUUAGCAAAGUAUAUGCUGAUUAGCCACUCAUUUUGUGAGUCUCAGCUUCCACUGCUCUUCACUAUCAUGGAAAAAUCUCCCGAGCCUUUGAUUCGAGCCAACACUAUCAUUGCCCUGGGAGACUUGUCAUUUCGGUUCCCUAACCUUAUUGAGCCAUGGACGCCUCACCUUUAUAGCAGGCUGAGGGACGAUUCAGUACAAGUUCGUAAGAACACCCUUAUUGUUCUGACCCAUUUAAUUCUGAAUGAUAUGGUGAAAGUCAAAGGUCAGAUUAGCGAUGUUGCUUUGUGUAUUGUGGAUAACAAGGAAGAAAUAGCUGGACUAGCAAAACUCUUUUUCCACGAACUCAGCAGAAAGGGUAAUGCAAUCUACAAUAUUUUACCUGACAUUAUUAGUAGACUAUCAGAUCCUGAAUGUGGCACAAACGGGGAAGAUUUCCGUACAAUCUUAAGGUUUCUCUUUUCAUUUAUUGAAAAAGAUAAACAACUGGAGAGUCUGGUGGAAAAAUUGUGUCACAGAUUUCGAGCUACGAGGACUGAUCGACAGAAUCAGGACCUUGCUUUUUGUCUAAGCCUACUACCAUACAGUGAGAGAAGUAUACGUAAACUGCAAGAAAACUUAACCUGUUUUGCUGAUAAACUGAAUGAUAAUGCUGUGUAUGAAAGUUUUGUGUGUAUCAUGACUGCAACGAAAAAAGGAAUUAAUCUCAAACCAGAGGUUAAGUUAAUUCUAGAGGAACUAGAACAGAUGAUUGAGGAAUGCCACUUGAAAGGAGUGAGUGAGGAUCAACUUGUUGAAAAAGCACAGAAAGCCUCUGUCUCAGCCUAUCCAGGAUUAAAAGGAUGCAAAACACCGCAUGGAAAAAGGAAGGGCAAAACUUUGAAAAAAAUCUCAAAGAAAAAAAAAAUAUAACAGCAGUUCCGAAGAAAGUGAACCUGACGAAGAUAUUCCAAUAACACGCACACGUAGAACAGCCAAGAAGGCUGCUGGUGCUAUUAGCAAUGAAGAGAACAGGGGUAGAAUAAACCACCCACAACGGAGGAAUUGUAGAAAACCUCCAGUGUUAGAAUUUAGUUCAGACAGUGCCGAAGAAAACAGUAACUGAUCAGGGAAAGAGCUCACAGACACUACUUGUUCAAGCAACACAAAUCGCCAGCAGUUUGUUUGUUCUUUAAUAAAAAGUUACACUAGCUUCACAUGUUCAGGACUGGAAACUUUCAUCUUUAACAGA
Limulus polyphemus (Atlantic horseshoe crab) is the source of this 4539-nucleotide messenger RNA. RefSeq names its product condensin complex subunit 1-like. The transcript is spliced from 33 exons. Gene Ontology annotation, biological process: meiotic chromosome condensation; mitotic chromosome condensation; mitotic cell cycle. Bases 84 to 4220 code for a protein of 1378 amino acids. Gene Ontology annotation, cellular component: condensed chromosome, centromeric region; nucleus. The record is from RefSeq and is a predicted model, not a curated record. Gene Ontology annotation, molecular function: histone binding. NCBI's taxonomy places the organism in Eukaryota, Metazoa, Arthropoda, Merostomata, Xiphosura, Limulidae.